CUCCCUUCUACCCCCCCCCCCCAAGAUGUCCCCACCCGCCUCACAUAUAUAGUCCAGCCACUCGCCGCCUCCUCUUUCUUUUCCUUUUCCUCUUCUCUCACCCACUCCAGCUUCAACUCAUCUAUCAAGCCUGUACAACACAAGAGUCACUCGUUGCUCAUUACACACUCGUUAACUUGCGAUAAUCAAUUCAAUCAAUCAAUCAAGAUGAAGUACUCCCUUACCUUCGCCGCUGUGGCCCUCAUCGCCGCCGUCGCCGCCCAGGAUGACACCCACGGCAUCCCAGCCUGCGCCGUCCAGUGCAUCCUCGACGCCACCACCAAGGCCACCACCUGCGGUGAGAAGGAGUUCUCCUGCCAGUGCACCGCCGAAAACCAGGCCAAGAUCACCAGCGCCGCCAUCGGCUGCGUCCAGGACGCUUGCCAGCCAGCUGACCAGAUCGCAACCCUGAGCGCCACCAAGGCCCUCUGCGCCAACCCCCCCGCCGAUGAGGGUACCGGUGCAUCUUCUUCCGAGGCCCCAGUGACCCCAUCCUCCACCGAGGCCCCAGUUACCCCAUCCUCCACCGAGGCCCCAGUUGCUCCAUCCUCCACCGAGGCCGCGCCUGAGCCAACCACCACUGAGUCCCCCACUGGAGGAGCCGUAGGUGAACCCGAGACAGUGUACGUGACGGUCUGCUCAUCUACCCAGGUCCCCGGCGGCGCUGCCCCUACCGGCGGAAACCCAGGAAACGGAACUGGUACCACCCCCACUGGCCCGGCCACCCCAUCUUUCACCACCGGCGCCGGUGCCAAGCUCUCGGCCGGUCUCGGAUCCGUCGCCGUUUUCGCCCUUGCUGCUCUCGCCUUGUAAGCGGUCUAUCCUCGCGGAGGGUUUUAAUUUCGGAAGGAGGGAUGUUGUAAUUACACUUUUUUAAGGAAGUUGGCUGUGGUGUGUUAGGAGAAGGUGACGGGUAUAUAUAUGUGGGGAUGAAUUGAGAUGAGUUGGUAAAAACGUUGGUUUACUUAUAUUGUGAUUGUCGUGAACUGGAUUGAUAAUUAAUACGUUAUAAUGACCA
Molecule: messenger RNA, 1057 nt
Organism: Pseudogymnoascus verrucosus
Lineage: Eukaryota; Fungi; Ascomycota; Leotiomycetes; Thelebolales; Thelebolaceae
Exons: 2
Coding region: 208-852 (214 amino acids)
Source: RefSeq, a predicted model, not a curated record